Mesoplodon densirostris (Blainville's beaked whale) is the source of this 708-nucleotide messenger RNA. RefSeq names its product dickkopf-like protein 1. The coding region runs from base 1 to 708 and encodes 235 amino acids. Gene Ontology annotation, biological process: negative regulation of canonical Wnt signaling pathway. Gene Ontology annotation, molecular function: receptor antagonist activity; co-receptor binding. The record is from RefSeq and is a predicted model, not a curated record. The transcript has a single exon. Lineage: Eukaryota; Metazoa; Chordata; Mammalia; Artiodactyla; Ziphiidae.
AUGUGGCACCCACUGGUCCUAUUGCUGCUGCUCCCCUCUGCCUUGAUGCCCCCCUCCACUGCAGCCCCGAUCCGCGAUGGUGACGCCCAGGAGAGCUCCUUGGGUUUUCUAGGUCUCGAGAGUCUGCUCCAAGGCUUCAUCCGGCUUUUCCUGAAACCCCAGGAUGACCUGCUGCGGGUCAUGGACAGCUUCUUCUCUGCUCCUAUGGACUUCCAGGGCCUCCCUAGGAACUACCACUAUGAAGAGAACCAGAAGCACAGGCUGGGAGACAAAACUCUCUCCGGCCACCUCCAGAUUGACAAGGUGACCAACAGUGAGACAGGAGAGGUGCUGAUCUCUGAGAAGGUGGUGGCAUCCAAUGAUCCAGGAGAGGGGAGCUUGCAGGGUGACUGGAAGGUACCCAAGAAAGAGGAGAAGGAGGCCCUUGUGCCUGUCCCAAAGGCCAUGGACAGCUUCCACCCGGAACCCCACCCUCGAAUGGCCUUCUGGAUCAGGAAGCUGCCACGGCGGAGGUCCCACCAGGAUGCCCAGGAGAGCGACCACUGGCUCAGUGAGAAGCGACACCACCUGCAGGCCAUCCGGGAUGGGCUCCGAAAGGGUACCCGCGAGGACGUCCUCGAAGAGGGGACCCAGAGCUCCUCUCAUGCCAGGCUGCCUGCCCUCAAGACCUACUUCCUGUGUAUCCUCAGGCCUGCCCAGCAGUUAUAG